Penicillium argentinense is the source of this 873-nucleotide messenger RNA. RefSeq names its product Mob1/phocein family protein. Gene Ontology annotation, biological process: signal transduction; cell division; positive regulation of protein phosphorylation. The transcript has 4 exons. Gene Ontology annotation, molecular function: protein kinase activator activity. Lineage: Eukaryota; Fungi; Ascomycota; Eurotiomycetes; Eurotiales; Aspergillaceae. The coding region runs from base 1 to 873 and encodes 290 amino acids. Gene Ontology annotation, cellular component: cytoplasm; nucleus. The record is from RefSeq and is a predicted model, not a curated record.
AUGGCUUCGUUCAUCACCACCAUGUCUGUCCCCGCUGCCCCCGCCCCUGUUCACCUGUCUGCACCCGCCGAGGCGACCUCGCGCUCCCCACCACCUCGCACCCCUUCGCUCAAUCUGAGCCCCUCGGGCAUCUACCAGACCACCCGCACCUCCCACCUUCCCCUCCUCGAGCCUCCAUCUUACCUUUCCCCGGCUGUGCGCGCGCUUAAACAAGGUUGCCUUGGACUAACGCCUCCCAGCAAUGCGCGGACGCGAGCCCCCUUCAAGCCCCGGUCCGCCGCCAAGGGCACGAGCAGUUACCAGCUGAGGCAAUUCGCCGAAGCCACCUUGGGAAGCGGCAGUUUGCGCAAGGCUGUCAAGCUCCCCGAGGGCGAGGACUUGAACGAAUGGCUCGCUGUGAAUGUGGUCGAUUUCUACAACCAGAUUAACCUCCUCUACGGCUCCAUUACCGAAUUCUGUUCUCCACAGACAUGCCCCGAGAUGAAGGCAACCGAUGAGUUCGAGUACCUUUGGCAAGACUCAGAGAACUACAAACGGCCCACCAAGAUGUCUGCUCCAGAAUAUAUCGAGCACCUGAUGAGUUGGGUGCAGAGCAACAUCGAUAAUGAGCAGAUGUUCCCCAGCCGAAUUGGCGUACCUUUUCCCAAGACCUUUUCCAGCCUUCUCCGUCAGAUUUUCAAGCGUUUGUACCGGGUUUACGCCCACAUCUACUGCCACCACUACCCCGUCGUUGUGCAUCUGGGUCUCGAGCCCCAUCUAAACACCAGCUUCAAGCACUACGUGCUGUUCAUCGACGAGCACAAGCUGGCGAGCGGCAAGGAUUAUUGGGGACCUCUUGGCGACCUGGUGGACAGCAUGCUGAAGAGCGACUGA